This is a messenger RNA of Trametes versicolor FP-101664 SS1, 171 nucleotides long. RefSeq lists its product as uncharacterized. The transcript has a single exon. Bases 1 to 171 code for a protein of 56 amino acids. The record is from RefSeq and is a predicted model, not a curated record. Lineage: Eukaryota; Fungi; Basidiomycota; Agaricomycetes; Polyporales; Polyporaceae.
AUGGCAGCACCACACAACAAGUUUCCGAAUCCGUUCAUCUUCCUCGGCAUCUCCGCCCUCUCCUUCGCUGCUUUCUACGCAACCCUCAAGUACAGAUCCAUCACCUACCCCGCCUCUGCACAGCCCCGCCAGCACGACAACCCCCUCGUACCCCCGCGUCACAAGGAAUAG